AUGUAUAAGUAUCUAAGCAAAAACUCCUAUCUUAGAACUUAUACUAGAUUGAUAAGAUAUCAACAUAACUUAUCAUCAUUUCAAAACUAUAAGAUUCAUCCCAGGUUGCUUACAUUAGCAGAGGAAAAAUGCCACAAUGAAUCUGAUAAUAUUAGUUCAAUGUCUAAUACCCAGAUGCCUAAAAUUAAUUUCGUUCAAUUAAAAUAUUUAACGAACGCAUACAAAACACAAUUGCAGGAGCUUCGGGAGCUAAAGGAUAUAAUUGGUAAUGAGCCCUCACUUGCGGAUGAUGCUAUAAUCGAAUAUGAACAAUUAAUGCAACAGUUUCAGCAUACUUCAGAUAGUUUGCUUCACGCACUUAUACCAGAAGAUACAACGUCAUCCAGGCCUUGUCUCUUAGAAAUACGGCCAGGAGUUGGUGGUAUAGAAGCUCAGUUAUUUGCUGGGGAGUUAUUGGAAAUGUAUUGUGGUUAUGCUGUAAAACACAAUUGGAAGUAUCAUAUUGCUGAAAAAAAUACGAACGAAAUGGGAAACAUAACUUGGGCUGUACUUAAGAUUGAUCAACCAAAUUCGUUUGGUAAAAUGAAAUAUGAAGCGGGGGUCCACAGAGUUCAAAGAAUUCCAGCAAGUGAAAGUAAAGGUAGAACACAUACAUCAACUGCAGCUAUAGUUGUUAGACCAAUCAUUAAAGAGUUAUAUAAUAAAAAUGCCUCUUCUUUGGUUAAGUUAAAUGAUGUAAGAGUAGAUGUAAUGAGAGCUAGAGGUAAAGGAGGGCAGCAUGUUAAUACUACUGAUUCAGCGGUUCGUUUAACUCAUCUACCAACUGGUAUAACAGUUUCAAUGCAGGAUGAAAGAUCUCAAAAUCGAAAUAAAGCAAGAGCAUUUGAAAUAUUAGAGCAACGUCUCCAGGAAAGAGAGAUAAGCGCAAAAAAGCAAGAUCUAAGAGAUACUAGAAAAAGUCAAGUUCCGACAAUAGAACGUUCUGAAAAGAUUCGUACUUAUAAUUUCCAUCAGAAUCGAGUAACAGAUCAUAGAUGCAACUUUCAAACUCAUGAUUUAGAUAAUGUAAUGACAGGUGAAUCUUUGGAUAAAUUGAUAGAAGCUAUGGAAAAAUAUGAAUUGGAUCAAAAAAUUUCAGACUUGAUUGGACAUAUAUAA
This is a messenger RNA of Henningerozyma blattae CBS 6284, 1158 nucleotides long. It is a transcript of the gene MRF1, whose product is annotated as Mrf1p. The record is from RefSeq and is a predicted model, not a curated record. Lineage: Eukaryota; Fungi; Ascomycota; Saccharomycetes; Saccharomycetales; Saccharomycetaceae. The transcript has a single exon. Gene Ontology annotation, molecular function: translation release factor activity. Gene Ontology annotation, biological process: translational termination. Bases 1 to 1158 code for a protein of 385 amino acids.